Molecule: messenger RNA, 916 nt
Organism: Ceratina calcarata
Lineage: Eukaryota; Metazoa; Arthropoda; Insecta; Hymenoptera; Apidae
Product: ankyrin repeat domain-containing protein 54-like
Exons: 2
Coding region: 250-639 (129 amino acids)
Molecular function (GO): protein binding
Source: RefSeq, a predicted model, not a curated record
AAUGUUUAAGUACCUGUCCAUUGAAAACAGCUUUAUUUCAAAAUAUUUUUUGCCCUUGUAGUUCCCUACUAUAGGAAGAGCUUUGUGUACAACAGACAAUUUGUAGGGAAGCAGGUGAACUUUAUUAGUCCAACUGACACUACUGAUUUUCGUGGAAGAACUCCUCUUCAUCUUGCUGCUUCCAAAGGCAGCACAAAAAUAGUUUCUUUUUUACUAGAACAUGGUGCAGAUCCUAAUCUUCGUGACGUUAUGGGCAACACUCCAUUGCAUUUAGCAGUUGCAGCAAAUAAGAUGCCCGUGGUGAUGCUUCUUCUGAAGGCAGGAGCAGAUGUUACGUGUUUGGAUCACGAGGGUAACAGUUUGUUGAAAUUAGCGCAGAGAAAAUUGUCGUUAUUACAAAAUUGUGCAGACACAGAAACAUCAAAGAUUAAAGAGGAAGUUCAAAGCAUAAUCGAUAUGUUGGUCUCUUGUUUGCAACAACAGAAAGAUAUCGAGGCCGACAGAAAGAUUGAGACGCUCGUCAGUAUUUAUUCGCGUUUGAUUUUAUCAAACACACCAAAUAAAGUUCAAAGCGACGUAAAAGAUCUGUUAGCUAGUUUAGAUGGUCUGUCAAUAGGUAAUCAACCCGCGGACUGUUAAUUAUAUUGUCAGAUCGAACAACGGUACAAAACUGAAUGAAACAAACGUAACAAAACAAGCGAAAAAGUAUGCAGUGGAUUUAUUACUCUUAGUAAAGUUCACGUUUCGUUUGAUUUGCUUAUAUGGCGGUUACUUACUAUGUUAUAGAUUACGUCGUUUUCAUCGUCACAUACAGUUGCAGGUAUUAGACAAUUGUUUAAGUCACUAAAUAAAUCAUUGAGUGAAAUUUAAGUUAAAUAAUAAUAUUUAUGUUGCAAGUAUAUCUUUUAUAUCAAAA